Triplophysa rosa is the source of this 2710-nucleotide messenger RNA. RefSeq names its product short transient receptor potential channel 7. Gene Ontology annotation, molecular function: protein binding; store-operated calcium channel activity; inositol 1,4,5 trisphosphate binding. The coding region runs from base 1 to 2538 and encodes 845 amino acids. NCBI's taxonomy places the organism in Eukaryota, Metazoa, Chordata, Actinopteri, Cypriniformes, Nemacheilidae. The record is from RefSeq and is a predicted model, not a curated record. The transcript is spliced from 11 exons. Gene Ontology annotation, biological process: manganese ion transport; regulation of cytosolic calcium ion concentration; calcium ion transmembrane transport. Gene Ontology annotation, cellular component: cation channel complex; membrane.
AUGCAUCGCAGGCACACCACCCUACGAGAGAAGGGGCGUCGGCAAGCCAUCCGAGGCCCCGCCUACAUGUUCAACGAGCGUGGCACAAGCCUUACGGCAGAGGAGGAACGUUUCCUUGAUGCUGCGGAGUACGGCAAUAUUCCUGUUGUCCGCAAGAUGUUGGAGGAGUCCAAAACGCUCAACUUCAACUGCGUGGACUACAUGGGCCAAAACGCGUUGCAGCUCGCCGUUGGCAACGAGCACCUGGAAGUCACUGAGCUCCUCCUGAAGAAGGACGGAAUGGCCCGCGUGGGCGACGCGCUCCUGUUGGCUAUCAGCAAAGGCUACGUGCGAAUCGUGGAGGCCAUACUGGCCCACCCAGCGUUCGCUGGAGGUCUGAGGUUGACCUUGAGCCCGUUGGAGCAGGAGUUGAGGGACGACGACUUCUACGCCUACGACGAGGACGGAACGCGUUUUUCCCACGACGUGACCCCUGUGAUACUGGCCGCACACUGCCAGGAGUACGAGAUCGUCCACAUCUUGUUGAUGAAGGGCGCCAGGAUCGAACGGCCCCACGACUACUUCUGCAAGUGCUGCGAGUGCACGGAGAAACAGAGACGAGACUCCUUCAGCCACUCCAGAUCGCGCAUGAACGCGUACAAAGGGCUCGCCAGCGCCGCCUACCUGUCGCUCUCCAGCGAAGACCCCGUGCUCACCUCUUUAGAGCUCAGCAACGAGCUCGCACGCCUCGCCAACAUAGAGACAGAGUUUAAGAAUGACUACAGGAAGUUGUCGAUGCAGUGUAAGGAUUUUGUGGUGGGUGUUCUGGAUCUCUGUCGUGACACCGAGGAAGUGGAGGCCAUUCUGAACGGUGACGUGGAUCAGAACCCCCCCACAGAACUGAGACCCUGUCUGACCCGAGUCAAACUCGCCAUCAAAUACGAAGUGAAAAAGUUUGUGGCUCAUCCAAAUUGCCAGCAGCAGCUCCUAACCAUCUGGUAUGAGAAUCUGCCGGGUCUGAGACAACAGUCCAUCGGAGUGAAGUGUCUGAUGGUUCUGGGUGUCGCCGUCGGACUGCCCUUCCUCGCCAUCGCUUACUGGAUCAUGCCCUGCAGCAAGCUGGGGCAAAUAUUACGGAGUCCCUUUAUGAAAUUUGUAGCCCAUGCUGUCUCUUUCACCAUCUUCUUGAGUCUGCUGGUUCUGAACGCAUCGGACCGUUUAGAGGGGGUAAAGAACCUCCCGAACGAGACCAUAACAGACCACCCGCGACAGGUGUUCCGUGUCAAGACCACCCAGUUCUCCUGGACAGAGCUGCUCAUCAUGAAAUGGGUUCUAGGAAUGAUCUGGUCCGAGUGUAAGGAGAUCUGGAUGGAAGGUCCGCGCGAGUACGUCAUGCACCUGUGGAACGUUCUGGAUUUUGGGAUGCUGUCUAUCUUCGUGGCCUCAUUCACCGCUCGCCUCAUGGCGUUCCUCAAAGCGUCAAAAGCUCAGCUCUAUGUUGACCUGCACGUUCCCAACGACGACAUCCGCAGCGCAUCACUUCCUGCGGACAUCGCCUACUUCACAUAUGCGAGGAACAGGUGGAGACCAUCAGACCCUCAGAUCAUCUCAGAGGGUCUGUACGCCAUCGCAGUGGUUCUGAGCUUCUCUCGUAUCGCUUACAUCCUCCCAGCCAACGAGAGCUUCGGUCCGCUCCAGAUCUCACUGGGCCGAACCGUGAAGGACAUCUUUAAAUUCAUGGUCAUCUUCAUCAUGGUCUUCGUGGCUUUCAUGUUUGGCAUGUUUAACCUGUACUCAUAUUACCUGGGGGCCAAAUAUAACCCCGCCUUCACCACGGUUGAGGAGAGUUUUAAGACUCUGUUCUGGUCUAUAUUUGGUCUGUCAGAGGUGAUUUCUGUGGUUCUGAAGUAUGAUCAUAAGUUCAUCGAGAACAUUGGUUACGUGCUGUACGGGGUUUAUAAUGUCACGAUGGUGGUGGUUCUGCUCAACAUGUUGAUCGCCAUGAUAAACAGCUCCUACCAGGAGAUCGAGGAAGACGCUGAUGUCGAAUGGAAGUUUGCUCGUGCUAAACUCUGGCUGUCGUAUUUCGAUGAGGGACGGACACUCCCUGCUCCGUUUAAUCUGGUGCCCAGCCCGAAAUCCUUCUACUACCUGAUCGUCCGGGUCAAGUGCUGCCUCUUGAGACUUUGCAAGGGCAAAAGUCAUCUUCAUGUCAACGAGCAGGAGAUGGGGAUGCUCAACUCACGGCUGAAAGUAAGAGACUACAUCCCAAUUCACUCACUUCUGUUACAAGAGGACAACACCAUAAAGAAACCCAUUAAAAAACCCACACGCCACCAGAAGAUAAUGAAGCGGUUAAUUAAGCGCUAUGUUUUGAAGGCUCAAGUCGACAGAGAGAAUGAUGAAGUUAAUGAAGGUGAACUGAAGGAAAUAAAGCAGGACAUCUCCAGUCUGCGCUACGAACUUCUAGAAGAGAAAUCUCAGGCCACGGGAGAACUGUCUGACCUCAUUCAACAACUCAGCGACAAGUUCGGCAAAAAUGCCAAAAAACAGCCCUGAGAGAGUGAGGGGGUGCUGGGGGGGUCGCAGCGGCCACAAAACAUAUUUGGACACCUGAAUACCUGAAUGUCAAUGCAUUAGAAACUACUGAAUGAAAUUUCCUCAUGUUUUACUCACCCUCAAGGCAUCCUAAACGAAUAUGAUUUUCUUCUGGAAGAGCAAUGCAGUCGUU